This is a messenger RNA of Diabrotica virgifera virgifera (western corn rootworm), 9339 nucleotides long. It is a transcript of the gene Cht10, whose product is annotated as probable chitinase 10. The transcript has 37 exons. The coding region runs from base 217 to 8745 and encodes 2842 amino acids. Gene Ontology annotation, biological process: carbohydrate metabolic process; chitin catabolic process. Lineage: Eukaryota; Metazoa; Arthropoda; Insecta; Coleoptera; Chrysomelidae. Gene Ontology annotation, molecular function: chitinase activity; chitin binding. The record is from RefSeq and is a predicted model, not a curated record. Gene Ontology annotation, cellular component: extracellular region.
CAUCUCGCAUUUGACGCAUCGAGGCCUUACAAAUAGCACUAGUGUUCAUUUUCGAAAAAUUUUGGCAAAUUUUGGAACCAUUUUGUGAGUGUUGGUGAUAGUUUUUUUCGGAUUUUUCAAAUAAGGGUUCCACCAGAGAGGGAAACAAAAUCAGCUUGAUUUCGUAAUAGUUGGAAUAGUUUUGUACAUGGAGUCGAUGUGAUCAGCUUAGAAAAAAUGCGGAAAGAAGUUAUUUUAAUAUCACUGCUUCUGCUAUGCGUCUCACUAACAGAAGAACGCGCGACAAGAACAAAAACUAGAAUUAAACGUGACUCACAUAUGCCACCUCCCGGAGUGCCAUCUUUUCGCAGAGAUUCGGUGGAGCAUGUACCAAAAGACAAAAAUCUAGCCUACUCCCUUCCACCAGAAUAUGGAAGUGUUAGUCUUCCGCUUAGAGCGGCUGUUGAAAGUAUUCCAAAUAUAUUGGAAAAUUCAAGAAGGCUACCUCUAAGAGACGCAGUUGAAAAACGCCCUCCUCCUGAUGAAGCUCUCGAUCUUCAAGAUGGUUUACACCACGAUUCGACACCCACUGGCCAAGUAUAUCUUUCCGAUGACUCCGUGGAAACACAAGCUUACAAUCCACCACAAGGUGGCUAUAAUAACGUUUUCAUUCCAGGACAAUAUUAUCCCUACCAGUAUUCAUACACCUCUUAUCAGGAUUUUCCUAAUUACCAGUUCCAGACUCCUUAUUCCCAGUUACAGUACUUUCAAGGUAUAAUAUCUGAUUAUAGGAAAGUUAGUCCUUAUAGAAUAGAUAACGGCUAUCAACAGUUGAUCGUUAGUCCGUUUGGUUUGCCGUAUGGAAGAAGUCUUAGAGAUCCUCUUUUGGUGGCAGAACAAGCAAGAUCUGACAAAGGUAACUCAAAUGAACAAAAAAUAGUAUGUUAUGUGGAAGGUGUCGCUUCGUACAGAAAAGAACCUCUCGCGUUUAAUCCUGAAGAUCUGGAUCCAUACAUUUGCACUCAUGUUAUCUAUAAUUAUGCUACUAUCGACCCCAUUAGCUACACUAUUACAUCCAAUGAUGAAGAGUACGAUGUUGUUCAAGGCGGAUACAAAGCAACUACAAGCCUACGCCAGAAAAACCCUAAUCUCAAUAUUCUCAUUUCACUUGGAGGUAGUAAGGAGGAUGGUUCUCAUCGUUUCAGUAAUAUGGUAUCCAACGCCAGAAAGCGCAUGAACUUUAUCCAGUCUGUUAUCUCAUUCCUUAAUAAAUACGAUUUUGACGGUAUGGAAGUACAUUGGGAUUAUCCAGGAGCUGAAGAGUCUGGAGGACAGAUAACGGACAAAGAAUUUUUGGCGCUAUUUUUGGAGGAGACUGCCGAAAUCUUCAGGCAAAAGAAGUGGGAAUUGGUUCUUUCCGCACCAGCGUCGAGGUUCAAAAUAGAGGAUGGAUUUGAUCCUAUGAAAGUUGGAGAUAUUGUCGAUUUUGUGAAUGUACAAGCGUACGACUUCCACUUGGAGAGAGAAGCAGUAGCAGAUCAUCCGGCCAAUUUGUUCGCCAGACCUGAGGAUAAUGGACUAAAUAUAUUUUUGAGUGUGGACUAUGCCGUACAAUUUUGGCUACGAAAAGGUCUUCCUAGUUCAAAACUGAUUCUGGGAAUCCCGUUUUACGGAAGAUCGUUCACAUUAAAAUACUCCAACGAAACCGAAAUUGGUUCGCCGAUUAUUGGGCCAGGAAGAGAGGGAUUUUAUACUAAAACUCCAGGACUGCUGGCUUAUUUUGAAAUAUGUGAAAUGUUCCUGAAUGAAGGAUGGUUUAAAAGUGAGGAUGCCUCUGGGUCUCCGUAUAUGGUAAAUGGAGAUCAAUGGGUUGGAUAUGAUGAUCUUGAUAGUAUUAAGAGAAAGGUUGACUAUGCAAAAGAACAUAAUCUUGGAGGCAUAGCAGUAAAUGCAGCAGAUUUUGAUGACUUCAAAGGUCUUUGCGGACCAAGAUGGCCUCUUAUGACACUUGUUAAUAGCGAAAUAAAAGGAGUCAAUCCAACGUUUCUAACUGAUGCAUACACAAAACCUACCAAACCAUUUGGUGUCUGUGACUCCUCAGGAUACUACAGCGAUUCUUCGAAUUGUGCAGCAUUUUACGUCUGCAAGAACGGACUAAUCUAUCACCUGUCAUGCGGACAAAACCUCAUGUUCAAUCCGACAAACGGAAAAUGUGACCAUGUCAAUCCAGAAAUGUGCCGACCUGGAGAGACUGUCUUUUUGGCCAGUAGUUUAAAGGAAAUUAGCUUAGGUGAAACGAAUUUAAUAAAGGAGAACCUGGAAGAUGAUAGAGCAAAAGUUGUUUGUUACGUGACCAAUUGGGCUUUCUACAGAAAAGGAGAAGGAAAGUUUGUACCAGAGCAUAUAGACCAAAGACUAUGUACUCACGUGGUUUAUGCCUUUGCGAGUUUAGAUCCAGAGAAGCUCUUGGUGAAGGAGUUUGAUCCAUGGGCAGAUUUGGACAAUAACCUUUACGAAAGAAUUACCUCAUUGAAGGACACCACUGUACUACUAUCAUUGGGAGGCUGGACAGACUCGACAGGUGAUAAAUAUUCCAGAUUAGUAAGCGAUGGUUCCGCUAGGAGACGAUUUGUCGUUGGAGUCGUAGGUUUUCUACGUAGGCACAAAUUUAGGGGGUUACAUUUCGACUGGAACUACCCCACCUGUUGGCAAAGCAAUUGCAAACGAGGACCCUCUACAGACAAAACCAACUUUGCCAAAAUUAUACAGGAAUUAAGGAAAGAAUUCGAUAAGCAGUCACCCCCACUGGUGCUAGCAGCUGCUAUAUCUGGAUAUAAAGAAGUGAUCGAUCUGGCAUAUGACCUUCCAACUUUAGGUGCAAAUUUGGACUUCUUUUCGGUAAUGUCCUACGACUAUCAUGGAGCGUGGGAGGGGCAUACUGGUCAUGUUAGUCCUUUAUACGGAAAACCUACUGAUAAAUAUCCUCAGUAUAAUGUGAACUUCACGAUGGAGUACUUAGUAUCAAAAGGAGCUCCUCGGCAGAAACUUCUCUUAGGUGUACCAUUCUACGGCCAAUCGUUUAGCCUAAUGAAGAAAAGCGGGUAUGACGAAGACGCACCCAGUAACGGACCAGGAGAACCAGGAGAAUACACGAGACAACCUGGAUUGUUAGCUUAUUACGAAAUAUGUAAUAGAAUUAAGAAUCAGCGAUGGACAGCGCAUAGGAGCAAUAGGGAAACUGGACCAUACGCCUAUAAUGUUGACCAGUGGGUGGGAUAUGAGGAUGUGAUGUCUGUAAAAGAAAAGGCCACCUAUAUUAAAUCCAGAGGUUUUGGAGGAGCUGUAGCAUGGACUAUCGACCUUGACGAUUUCAACAACAGAUGUUGUGAAGGUUCUUUUCCUCUUCUAAAAAGCCUCAACAGGGAAUUGGGCUUAAUUGCCGACAAACCUACCCAAAGCGAUUGUACCAAGCCACCACAACCUUCAACUCCAGCUCCACCAGAAACCACCACUGGCAUUGACUCAGGUGCUUCUAACGAACACAACCAUCACCAUGAAGGUCAAACCAGUCAAACAACUCAGAAAACAACCACUGCUCCUUGGUGGACUACCAAAGUAACAACUACAAAAGCACCAUCUACAACUGCUUGGUGGGAAACACCUUCAUCAACAAACACUUGGUGGAGCACGCAGAAGACUACAACUGUUACGAAAACGACGAAGAAGCCCACCACUACGCAAGCAUGGUGGAUGUCUACAAAACCAACUCCCAAACCGACUACAACAAAGAAACCCGUUGUAAUACCACCGGAAGGUUCCGUCAUCAUUCCCCCACCAACUGUUGUACGGCCGGAACUAGAUCCUACUGCCAAAAAAUGCGAGGCCGGACAUUAUCAGCAUGAUCCUAUGAAUUGCAAUGCUUUCUACAGAUGUGUAGCUGGUGAAUUAACGAAGCAAUACUGCGCUGGUGGUUUGCACUGGAAUAGGAAUAAAAACGUGUGUGAUUGGCCUGCUGAAGCCAGAUGUAUGGAGAUGAAUCCGGGCCAACCUCCAACAAAGAAACCAACCAAAAAACCGACAACAACCUCUUGGCAAACUACUCGCCAAACUCAAACCACCCCAACUACUCGGCGACCAACCGUAGCCUCAAUAAAGCCACCAAUAGACAGCUCUUGUGACAGUGGAGCGUACUAUCCCCACGAGCAGUGCAACCAGUUCUAUGUCUGCUUCAAUAACCACCUGGUUCAACAGACUUGUCCACCGGGACUUAAUUUCCACGCUGAAAAAGGGAUGUGUGAUUGGACGUUCAAAGUGAAAUGUUCUAAUAGGAAGAAAAUGGCGGAGAAGUAUACUGUGAUGCAUGAUAAAUAUCUUGCUAACCGUCCUCAACCUUACAGCCGUUGUGAAGGUAAUUCUUUUGCCCCAUUACCAGGAAGUUGUUCUCAAUUUAUGCACUGUCAAUGGAAUAAAUAUGAGAUUAUGCAAUGUGCACCUGGAUUGCAUUGGAAUAACGAAAAGAGAAUUUGCGAUUGGCCCCAAGCAGCCCACUGUUCAGAAGAAAGCGAGACUAAUGAUAUCGACGCAGGGGAAUCACCGAGUGCAAAACCUGAAGAAAGUACCCUUCCACCAUGGCAUAAACCAACUACAGUCUCUCCAUAUCCCGAAUGGAGUCCACCAAGUACUACCAAAUAUCCAGAAUGGACACCACCGAGUACCACACAAUGGACACCGUCAGAGUCAAAUGGAAACGAAUGGGAAUGGCACCCUCCAAUCCCUCCAACGUCUGAAAAACCCCCACUACCAGAGCCACUGAAACCGUUAUCUGGGUACUUUAAAGUAGUGUGUUACUUCACAAACUGGGCUUGGUAUAGACAAGGGUACGGCAAAUAUCUACCAGAAGAUAUAGACGAGAACCUCUGCACACACGUCGUUUAUGGAUUUGCUGUUUUGGAUUAUUCCAACUAUGUGAUCAAAGCACACGAUUCCUGGGCUGAUUUUGAUAAUCAAUUUUACAAGAGAGUAGUGGAAUAUAAAGCGAAAGGUGUUAAGGUUUCAAUUGCGAUCGGUGGAUGGAACGAUUCCUUGGGAGAUAAAUACUCGAAACUGGUAAAUAAUCCAGCUGCAAGACGAAGGUUCAUUGAGCAUGUACUUAAGUUCUUAGAAAAACACAACUUUGAUGGUUUGGAUCUGGAUUGGGAGUAUCCAAAAUGUUGGCAGGUGGACUGUAAGAAAGGCCCCGAUUCUGACAAACCAGCUUUCGCAGAGUUCGUAAAGGAGCUCAAAGAAGCCUUUAAACCGAAAGGGUACUUGCUAACAGCUGCAGUUUCACCUAGCAAAACUGUUAUCGAUGCUGGGUACGACGUGCCAUCUAUCGCUGAGAAUCUGGACUGGGUCGCCGUGAUGACCUACGAUUUCCACGGACAGUGGGACAAGAAAACCGGACAUGUCGCUCCGUUAUUCUAUCAUCCCGACGAUGAAGUAGCAUUCUUUAACUCGAAUUUUUCCGUACACUACUGGAUCUCAGAGGGUGUGCCACGAAGGAAACUUAUAAUGGGAAUGCCUUUGUACGGUCAAUCUUUCCGUUUGGAGAAAGAAAGUGAGAACGGACUAAAUGCAAAUGCCCCAGGUCCAGGAGAGGCAGGAGAAUACACCAGAGCUGCAGGAUUUUUAGCCUACUACGAAAUAUGUGACAUGAUUAAAAAUAGAGGUUAUACCGUAGUACAAGAUCCUACAGGUGCCAUGGGUCCCUACGCAUAUAAAGGAAACCAGUGGCUCUCAUUCGACGAUCAAGCAAUGAUAAGGAAAAAAUCUGAAUACAUUAGACGCAUGGACUUGGGAGGUGGUAUGAUAUGGGCCUUGGAUCUGGAUGAUUUCAAAGAUAGGUGUGGACAAGGCCGACAUCCGCUACUGACAAUAAUCAGAAACACUUUAGCCGAUCCAGGUACCGGUGAACAAGAGCCCAUUGAUGACCUAUAUACUCCGGCAGUGCAACCAGCAGAAGCUGUCGAAAUAGAAGAAGAAAAAAGAGGCACCACUCAUUCCGAACCACUGGUAGAUGCUUCUUCAGAGUACAAAGUGGUCUGCUACUUUACCAACUGGGCGUGGUAUCGACAAGGAGUAGGAAAAUAUCUUCCACAAGACAUUGAUCCGGAUCUUUGUACCCACAUUGUCUACGGAUUUGCUGUGUUGAACACCGAUGAAUUGGUAAUCAAACCGCAUGACAGUUGGGCUGAUUUUGAUAACAAGUUCUACGAGAAAGUAACAGCUUUGAAAGCUAAAGGAAUAAAAGUAUUAAUAGCUAUAGGCGGAUGGAACGACUCCGCUGGUGACAAAUAUUCUAAAUUGGUCAACAGCCCAUCGGCAAGAAGACGCUUCGUGACGCAUGUUGUAGAUUUCAUAGAGCAAAACAACUUUGAUGGUCUAGAUCUUGAUUGGGAGUAUCCAAAAUGUUGGCAAGUGGACUGCAAAAAAGGACCAUCCUCCGACAAAGAAGCCUUCUCAGAGCUAGUGAAAGAACUGUAUGAAGCCUUCCAACCCAAAGGCUUGCUUCUAUCUGCUGCAGUUUCGCCCAGUAAACGAGUUAUCGAUGAAGGUUAUGAUGUUCCACUACUAUCGAAAUAUUUGGACUGGAUAGCAGUUAUGUGUUACGAUUAUCACGGACAGUGGGACAAAGUAACAGGUCACGUUUCCCCUAUGUACGAGCAUCCUGAAGACAGUAAUGAAUUCUUUAAUACCAAUUACACUAUGAACUAUUGGAUUGAAAAAGGAGCUGAUAGGAAGAAGCUGGUAAUGGGAAUGCCUACAUAUGGACAGUCAUUCUCCUUGAGCGAUAAUAAAAAUCAUGGUUUAAAUGUGCCAACGUACGGAGGUGGAGAAGCUGGAGAAGAAACUAGAGCACGAGGUUUCCUGGCUUACUACGAGAUAUGCAGGAAUAUUAUCCAGAAAGACUGGACUGUUGUAAGGGAUAAGAAGGGCAGAAUGGGACCGUACGCUUACCACAGAGACCAGUGGGUGUCUUUCGAUGACAUCGGUGUGAUACGCCACAAAUCUGAGUAUAUUCGUGCCAUGGGACUGGGUGGUGGAAUGAUCUGGGCUCUGGAUCUUGACGACUUCAAAAAUCUUUGCGGUUGUGAGGAAUAUCCUCUUCUAAAAACGAUUAAUAGAGUUUUGAGGAACUAUAGAGUACCAGAUCCAAGAUGUGUAUUAGGAAAGAAGACAGAAAACCCUACGACAAAACCUUCGAUUCAGAAACCAACAACCAAACCUCCUGUUCAUAAACCUACAGUUAAACCACCAGUAAUAAUUGAAGAACCGGACAAUGAAUUAGUACCAACUUUACCUUGCGACGGUCAACUUUUCGUACCACACCCGAACUGCAAUCAGUACUACUUGUGUAAUCAAGGAGAACUACAAUUGCAGUCAUGUCCAAGUAGUCUGUACUGGAACGUGGACCACUGCGAUUGGCCAGAGAAUACCCAGUGCCACCCAGACGGUAGUACCUUGGCUCCUGUCGAUGAGGUAACCGAAAGCUCUCUGGAGUUUCCCGAAGAAGAAGAAGAACCGCCAGUUGUGGAUAAUGGCAUCGACACACCUUCAGGUGGUACUGAUCUAAGUGAACAAGGAAAUAAAGUUAUUUGUUAUUUUACAAACUGGGCGUGGUAUAGACAAGGCGAUGGCAAGUAUUUACCGUCGGAUAUAGAUCCAAAUUUGUGUACCCACAUCAACUACGGGUUUGCUGUCCUGGAUCCCCAUUCUCUCACAAUUAAACCGCACGACUCAUGGGCUGAUAUUGAUAAUGAAUUUUACAAGAAAGUGGUAGAAUACAAAUCCAAAGGGAUAAAAGUUUUGAUAGCGAUUGGCGGAUGGAACGACUCUUUGGGAGACAAAUAUUCCAGACUGGUAAAUAACCCACAAGCUAGGGCUAGGUUCGUAGCUAAUGUCAUAGAAUUCAUAGAGAAAUAUGGAUUUGAUGGUUUGGAUCUCGAUUGGGAAUAUCCAAAGUGCUGGCAAGUGGACUGUGAAAAAGGCCCCGCUUCAGACAAACAAGGUUUUGCCGCUCUAGUGCGGGAAUUAAGCUUCAGCUUCAGAUCUAAAGGACUGCUAUUAUCUUCCGCUGUAUCGCCAAGUAAAGCCGUCAUAGAUGCCGGCUAUGACGUUCCAACAUUAAGCAGAUAUUUCGAUUGGAUCGGUAUUAUGACCUAUGACUUUCACGGACACUGGGAUAAACAAACUGGACACGUGGCCCCCCUGUAUUAUUAUCCUGGUGACACCUAUGACUAUUUUAAUGCGAAUUUUUCAGUUAAUUAUUGGAUUUCAAAAGGAGCUCCACCAGAAAAGCUAAUCUUGGGAUUCCCGCUCUAUGGUCAGUCAUUUAGUUUGGCCGAUCCCGGUAAGAGAGGCUUGAAUGAAAAAACUUACGGUCCAGGAGAAGCUGGAGAGUUCACUAGAGCUGGAGGAUUCUUAUCAUUUUAUGAAAUCUGCGAAAGAGUUCGAAAACAAGGAUGGACAGUAACCAGGGAUCCUGAAGGAAGAAUUGGGCCCUACGCUACCCAUGGAAACCAAUGGGUUUCCUACGACGACAUAUCCGAAGUGAAAAGAAAGGCCCAACUUGUCAAAGACCUCGGACUUGGUGGAGGAAUGAUCUGGGCGUUGGAUUUGGACGACUUUAGAAACAGAUGUGGUUGCGGCAAACAUCCCUUGCUAAAAACACUAAAUAAAGAACUGAGAGGAAUCAGAACUGAUAUUUAUGUGCAGAAUUGUACUUAGUGUACAUUAAUUUUAGACAAUAAGUCAGAAGCUAUUCUUUCCACUGAGAUUUUCAAUUUGAUCUGGCAACGUCCCGUAGCCAAAGUUUUCGAUCGGUCUGACCUUGGCGGUUUCAGAUUUUUCUGUCAAUUUGUACUCUACGACAAUCGUUGAGGAUUCUUUUUUACUUGAUUUGUAAUUUUUGCCCAAUUGACAUGCUUUACGUAAAUAAUCUCAGUGGAAAGAGUUUUCUUAUGACUAUUAUAGUUCACGUUCAUACUUUUCUGUGAAGAGUAUACUUUAAUAAUUAUAACGAUCAUUCACGAUCAUCGUAUAGGGCUUUUCAUUCACAGUUAUUUGUUUCGAGCUUCUGUCAUAUGUCGUAUAAUCCGUGUAUAUUAAUAUUACACACAGAUUAUACAACUUAUGACAGAAGCUCGAAACAAAUGACAAUCGAUGAAAAGCCCUAUUGGAGUGAGAUAGUUUGAAUUAAAAUAUUUUUCUUCUUUGUAACGUUAUCGCUACGUUUAAAAGGAUAUUAAAAUAUUUGUAGGCGUUUUAAUCGAUAUGUUAAAAUAUUUAUAGUAAAAAUUGAAAUAAAUAUUUAAUAAGUGA